Molecule: messenger RNA, 8438 nt
Organism: Oryza sativa Japonica Group (Japanese rice)
Lineage: Eukaryota; Viridiplantae; Streptophyta; Magnoliopsida; Poales; Poaceae
Source: RefSeq, a predicted model, not a curated record
AUGGGCCGGAAUCCCGUGCUGCCCAAGCCCAACGAUCCCAAGCGGUCGGAUUCGUGCCUGAUUCGACCAUCCUCUUCUAGUCUUCUCACCUUCUUGCGCCGGAAGGAAACACAGCGAGUGCGAGUCCAACACUCCAACAUCGUCGGGAGAAUGGCGGUGGCGGAGCCAUCGCCACCGGCCGCGGCGGCGGCGGCGGCGGGUCAGACCCACGCGGGGAGGGUGGAUGCGCUCGAGCGGAUGCUGACGAGGCUGGCCCUCACCGAAGACUCCGUCGCGUCGCUGCUCUGCCGCUUUCUCCCCUACACCACCAUUUCGCUCGUCUCCCCUGGCGCGUCUGUCCGUGAGCUCCUUAUGGAAAAUGGCAGUCUCUUUGACAAACUGGUAAAGCAAAGGCCUGAUAUUUCAAUGAUGAUGGAUCUAUGGAGGAUCUACACUGAAUCUACCUCAACAGUUGUUCAAAACUAUUGCAUUGUUUAUGUUGAGAUGGGCUUUGAGCGUCUACUAAGUGAGGAUAAGGCAAUCAUAGCACCUGAUCUUUUAAUCAACAUAUCAAAUGUUCCAGAGCAACAUCAGGGAAUUAUCCUGAGACUUGUGUUGAAGGCUAUUGGUGAAUGGGAUACACAUAAGGUGGAUCAGACUGUUGCUUCAAAGUACAAAUCCAUAAGCGCAUCUAAUGAUGGCCUAGUCUUUGCUGAUUUCUGUCUGCACAUGAUACUGUAUCAAACACCACCUCAGGGUAUCAGAUGCUCGGCAGGGCUUUCAGUUGCUCAAUCGGAUCGUGUUACUGGAAAUUUGCCACUAAAAGGCGAUACACUUGCAUCAAGAAAGUUAGGAAUCUUGGAUGUCAUUGAAACUAUGCAGUUCAAACUAGAGAUCGUCUACCCUCUUUAUUUAGCGGCUGCUUCAGAUAGUCAAGAGGCAGUUGCUAAGAGAGGAGAGGAAAUGCUAAUACUCAAAGCUUCAGCUGUGAAUUUAGAAGAUUCCGACCUUAUCAAGAGAUUGUUCACACUAUUCAAUGGUACUGCAAGCUCAGAAAAUAUAGCUUCAGAGUUGGAAGUUGCCCCAGCACAUAGUUCAUUGCGAGUCCGCCUUAUGGGUGUUUUCUGCCGAUCGAUUGCUGCAGCAAACGCGUUCACACACACAUUUCAGUGCAUUUUUGGUUGCAUCUAUGGAAAUGGAACCACUUCAAGAUUGAAGCAGUUAGGGAUGGAGUUCACCGUCUGGGUUUUCAAACAUGCAACAAACAAACAGCUAAAGGCAAUCAGUCCAUUUAUUCUCAGUGGAAUAUUACAUUCACUUGAUGGUUCUUCCACUACAGAAGCAGAUUCUUCCAGUAGGGAUAUCAGAAUAUUUGCAUACCAGGCCAUUGGUUUGCUUGCCUUUCGCAUGCCUAAUUUAUUCUGCAACAAAACUGGCAUGGCUAUACGGCUGUUUACUGCUUUAAGAUUGGAGGAGCAAUCUCUUCGUUCAAUAAUUCAGGAGGCGGCUACUGCCCUUGCUACAGCAUAUAAGGGUGCUUCGAAUAUAGUACUGAAGGAUUUUGAGGCACUUCUUCUGGAAUAUUGUCAAGCGGAGCAAAGUGAGGUCCGGUUUUCUGCUGUAAGAUGGGCAGUGACGUUAUACAAUAUGAAGCACUGCCCAAGCCGAUACAUUUGCAUGCUUGGUGCUUCAGAUGUGAAGCUAGAUAUAAGGGAAAUGGCUCUAGCAGGUCUAAAUCUGUUAAAUGAUGAAAGGCAGUCAUCUACAAUGGCCACGGAUAUAAGCUAUCCUGAUAUUGCGGAAAUGGUGAAUUAUAUUUACAGCCAACAGCCUCAGCUGCUGCAUUGCUAUGAGCAGAGGAAUGGAAAACUGCUUUUCCCAACAGACACAUUUCUUGCAAUGAUAAAGUUUCUGAUGAAGUGCUUUAACACACAUGAUGGCUCAGAUUUUCUUCAAGAAGAUCUAUCUAAUUCUACACUAGCAAAAAUGUGUGUGCUUUUAGAACAUGCCAUGUCAUAUGAUGGGUCUAGUGAACUUCAUACAUUGGCUUUGAAGUCAUUGGUUGAUAUUUCCUCUCGUCAACCAAAGAUGGUAUCCUCGUUCUAUGUCAAUCGAUUAGAUUGGCCAAGAACUUUACUGCAUGCUGAUACUCAUGAAGAAGCCCCACGUCUGCUUGGGUACGGAAGACAAUGUCAAAACACAACUGACAUCAAUGAGGAGCUUGGCAGCUGCUGCAAUGGCAGGACCAACCAUAGCCUGGAGCAUGAGGUUUGUGGGGGCGGGAACAACAGUGACAAUUUGGGUGGGGAUGGCUGUGAUGAGGAGCUCGUCACUGGCUGCCAUCACCGGCAUGGCAGGAUUGACCACAACCUGGAGUUCUUGAUUGACCGGAUGAUGUCCUGGUCAGUGCGAGACAUCUUGAAGGCGCCACCUGUGAUAAAGAAGGAGAGGCAAACAGGGAAGAAACUUGGGACUGGCGUCAGGCGUGAUGGACUUUGGUAUUUGGAUCGAAAGGAGACAAGUGAAGAUGUAUGUCUUGCAUUGAUGGCUUCUACAAGUAAAGAAGAGGCUAAGGUAUUACUUUUGCAUUGUCGAUUGGGGCAUAUAUCUUUUGAAACUAUGAGUAAGAUGUUUCCAGCAGAACUAAGUAGAGUGGAUAAACAUAAGUUAGUAUGUGAUGCAUGUGAGUAUGGAAAACAUACAAGAACAUCAUAUGUGAGUAGAGGACUCCGAAGUAUGUUACCAUUUAUGCUAAUUCACUCAGAUGUUUGGACUUCACCUAUGGUCUCUAUGAGUGGAAUGAAGUAUUUUGUUACCUUUAUUGAUUGCUACUCUCGCAUGACAUGGUUAUAUCUUAUGAGGCAUAAGGAUGAGGUGUUUAAAUGCUUCCAGAAUUUCUAUGCAUACAUUAAAAAUCAUUUUAAUGCUCGAGUUCAGUUUAUUAGAACUGAUAAUGGCGGGGAGUAUAUAAACAAUGAAUUUAGUAGCUUUCUUUCAUCAGAAGGAAUAUUGCAUCAAACUUCUUGUCCUGAUACUCCUCCACAAAAUGGGGUGGCUGAGAGAAAAAACCGUCAUCUUUUGGAGACAGCUCGCUCAUUGAUGUAUGCUAUGAAUGUACCUAAAUUCUUAUGGAGUGAGGCAGUAAUGACAGCAACUUAUCUUAUCAACCGCACGCCAUCAAGGAUACUUGGAAUGCAGACACCAUGUGAGAUGAUAUUUGGAAAGAAUGAAUUUGUUGUUCCACCAAAAGUGUUUGGUUGCACUUGUUUUGUUAGAGAUCAUAGACCUUCCGUUGGAAAACUUGAUCCUCGGGCUGUCAAAUGCAUCUUUAUAGGCUAUCCAUCUGGCCAGAAGGGGUAUAAGUGUUGGAGUCCAUCAGAACGACGAACCUUUGUUAGUAUGGAUGUUACUUUUAGAGAAUCUGUCCCAUUCUACGGUGAGAAAACAGAUUUAAGUUCUUUAUUCGUUGAUCUUGAUAAUUCAACUAGUGGUCAUGAUGGUCAACAGAUGGAAGGUGAAAUAUUGGGUCCAAAGGGAGAUGAACAAUCAAAGAAGGAAAAGUUUGUGGUUGGUUCAAUUCCAUGUCCUAUGGGUGGUCCUGUUGCACAGGAGCAAGAAUGGAGGAAGCCACAUGAAGAGGAAAAUCUUCAAGUAUACACAAGGAGAACAAGGUGUCCAGUAAUCCAACAAGUUGAAGAGGAUAAUCAGGUAGAGAAAGAUGUAAGUCAUGAGCAAGGGUCUUUGUAGUCAGGAGGAGAAGAAGAGGAAGUUAGAGAAGAAUCUGACUUACCAAUUGCUGUCAGAAAGAGUGUGAGAAGCAAUGCAGGUAAACCUCCACUAAGGUAUGGUUUUGAAGAUCAAGAUGAGGGUGAUGAAGAAAAUAAUAUAUCCAACUUUGUUUCCUAUGACUCCUUGUCAUCCACAUAUAAAGCCUUUGUAGCAUCACUAGAUUCAAUGGAAAUCCCAAAGGAUUGGAGAGAAGCAAAGCAAGAUCCAAGGUGGCAUCAAGCUAUGUUAGAUGAACUAGAGGCUCUUGAAAAGAACAAAACAUGGGAUCUUGUACCAUUUCCUGAAGGAAAGAAAGUUGUCAACUGUAAGUGGGUUUAUACAGUAAAGCAAAAUCCUAAUGGAAAGGUGGAAAGAUACAAAGCAAGGCUGGUGGCUAAGGGAUAUAGUCAAACAUAUGGAAUUGAUUAUGAUGAAACUUUUGCACCAGUAGCAAAGAUGAGCACGGUAAGAACUCUCAUAUCUUGUGCAGCUAAUUUUGAUUGGCCAUUGCAUCAGCUAGAUGUCAAGAAUGCAUUUUUACAUGGAGAUCUUCAAGAAGAGGUGUAUAUGGAUAUCCCACCGGGAUUUGCUACUUCACAAACUGAAGGAAAGGUGCUGAGAUUGAAGAAAUCUUUGUAUGGUCUUAAACAAUCACCAAGAGCAUGAUUUGAUCGGUUUAGGCGUGCAAUGUGUGCUAUGGACUAUAAGCAAUGUAAUGGAGAUCAUACAGUUUUUUAUCAUCAUAGUGGAGAUCAUAUAACCAUCCUUGCUGUCUAUGUUGAUGAUAUGAUUAUCACUGGGAAUGAUUGCUUGGAGAUAACUAGGUUGAAACAGAAUCUAAGCAAAGAAUUUGAAGUUAAGGACCUAGGCCAGUUGAAAUAUUUUCUGGGUAUUGAAAUUGCAAGAUCUCCUAGAGGGAUAGUUCUGUCACAACGGAAAUAUGCAUUGGAUUUGCUCAGUGACACAGGUAUGCUUGGAUGUCGCCCAGCCUCUACACCAAUUGAUCAAAAUCAUAAAUUAUGUGCAGAGUCUGGAAAUCCAGUGAAUAAGGAAAGAUACCAAAGAUUGGUGGGAAGACUGAUAUAUUUGUGUCAUACACGACCUGACAUAACUUAUGCUGUCAGUAUGGUGAGUCGAUAUAUGCAUGAUCCAAGGAGUGGUCAUAUGGAUGCGGUCUAUAGGAUCUUGAGAUAUUUGAAGGGAAGCCCAGGUAAAGGCCUAUGGUUUAAGAAAAAUGGACACUUGGAGGUUGAAGGCUAUUGUGAUGCAGAUUGGGCAAGUUGUCCUGAUGAUAGAAGAUCAACUUCAGGCUAUUGUGUGUUUGUUGGUGGCAAUUUAGUAUCUUGGAGGAGCAAGAAGCAACCGGUGGUGUCUCGCUCAACUGCUGAGGCAGAAUAUCGGGCAAUGUCAGUGAGUUUGAGUGAGUUGUUAUGGCUAAGGAAUCUUCUUUCUGAGUUAAAGUUGUCGGUGGAUACUCCCAUGAAAUUGUGGUGUGACAACAAGUCAGCAAUCAACAUUGCUAACAACCCAGUUCAGCAUGAUCGAACAAAGCAUGUGGAGUUGGAUCGUUUCUUUAUCAAGGAAAAACUGGAUGAGGGAGUUUUGGAAUUAGAAUUUGUAACGUCUAGUGGACAAGUUGCUGAUUGUUUAACAAAGGGUUUAGGUGUUAAAGAGUGUAAUCGUUCGUGUGACAAGAUGGGUAUGAUAGAUAUCUAUCACCCAUCUUGAGGGGGAGUGUUGGGCUGUAAAUAGAAUAGUGUGUGUGUGUGUGUGUUUGUGUGCUGGCCCAUCAGCUAGAGGCCCAUCUACUCAUGUAUAUGUAAAUAACGAUAGCAAUACUGAAGGGGUGAAGCUUCCAGAGAAAAAUUCACAAACUACAUUAUACAAUAAAAUCUUAUUAAAAUUAUGUAUUCUACACAGGCUCAGACUACUUUUGUAUCGAAUGACAAUUAUUUUGAGUCACUAUGUAUUGAGGCCAGUUGCAUUAACAACAGCACAACUGAAAAUGCCUCUUCAGCUUCUUGGAACAGCGAAUUGGCAUGAUGUCAAAUUAAUAAGUGAGGUGCAAUUUCCAUAUUAUUUGCUUGACAUUGUCCAUAUUCCUACGGAUUGCUACAAGAACAGAUGCCAUACAAUUAGACGAGGUGAUUUGAUAUUGCUUGAUCCAACGUCACCAUAUUCAAAGAAACCAAAAGGGUGUUUCUUUGCAGUAGCAGUAGAAGAUGAGGAUGAAUAUUUUCGAAGUGCAUUUAAAGUUCAGAUCAUAAGAAAGAGCAGGCCAGUUGAUUUGGUGAUUAACUAUGCAGCUCUGUUGGACAUAAAUAUUCAAGGACAAGUUGAAUUUUGGUCAUCAAUACAUCAGGAUAUUGACAACAAAUGUCAAUGCAUAAUCAACUCUAUUCUACAAGCUCCUCUUGUGGUGUUCGAUAAAUGUACAUAAGAGAAGUCAUCUUCCAAUUUUGAUGUUCCUAAUCCUAACUUCAGAGAUAAUCUUGAUGAAUAUCAAUUGAAAGCAUUCAAAGGUAUUACAACAUCGCUCUCAUCAUGUAGGCACUUUGAACAUACUGUUGAGCUCAUCAAAGGAUCCCCUAGGACAGGAAAGACACGGUUAUUAUCAGCUCUGUUACUAUCAUUGACAUCUAAGUUUCAGUGUGUUGUCUAUGCUCCCUCUCUAUUUGUGAUCACUGAUCUUCUCCAUGAGAUACAAUAUCUUGGUGGAAAACACAAUCAAUUUGACAACUUCUGCAAGAAGACUAUUGUACUUGAGCGGAAAUCUGACAUAGGACCUGAGUUUGGACAUUUAACACUAGAGAGUUACUUUGAUGACACAAAUAUGUGUUUUGGAUUUCCUGGGUGGAAAUUUUUCAUCAAUAUGGCACUUGAUAUACUAGAUAAAUUCGGACCAAAGUAUAAGGUUUUUAGAAAAAGAAGAGAGAUCUCCUUUUUGGAUAUGUUCAAAAAGGAGUUUAUCUUAGCUUCCAAGCAACUCAAAGAAUGCCUUAGGAGUCUAAAAGAUAUGGCUCCCAAAGUUAUGUUUGCAUAACGAGAGCACAACAGAGAUGAUAAAGGUCUUGGACGAAAUAGAGGAUUUGCUAGGAAAUCGUAACCUUAGUGAUGGCAGCAUGAGGAAAGCAUUUGAAGUUGAGGCUGUGCAAACGUUUGAUACUGGAGAUUGUGGUAUUGCUGAAGAGUUAAAUGAUAAGCGAAUGAAAUGUGCACAACUGCUGAGAAAGUUUAAAGAAGAUCUCCAAUCAAUUGAUUUGCCGACCUUCAAGACUAGAGAGGAUCUUGAGGAGUUCUGUAUGAAGAACUCCAGCAUUAUAUUCUGUUCAACAAACAAUUCGUUUCAUUUGAGGGAAAUUCAGCUCAAGAUUGAUUGUCUUAUAAUUGAUUCUGCGAAUCUUUUCAAUGAGUAUGAAACCCUUGUCCCAUUGUGUCUACCCUCGCUACAUUCUAUUAUUCUUGCUGGAGAUGAGGCAAAGAAGCCUACAGUAGGAAACCAGGUCUAUCAACAAGAUGCAUUCGGUGUUUCUCUUUUUCAGAGAUUACUGGACCUUGGAUUCAAUCAACAUCUGUUGCUUGAUCAAUAUAUUACUGGGCAGCAUGGAAGAAGAGUGUCUAGCAAAUCAAAAGUACUAAAACCAGAGUUUACUUGGAUAGCAAGACCUCACAACAGAAAGUACAUUUUAGCACCUAUUCGUGAUCAGGGACCAAAAGCAGUAACAUGUGUACUACAUUCUUCCAUGGCAACGACGGAAAGCUUGUACAAAUUGAUUUGUGCCUCACAUGACCCGCCUACAGAUUUUAAUGUUAUUCUUGACAUACAAGACAUGCUCCUUCAGUACAAGGAGGAAACUGGAUAUACAUAUGGAGACGAAUUGAGAGGGGAAAGGGGACAGAUACGGCUUGAAAAAGCUCUACAAACUCUGAAAAAGCGUGGUGUCAGAGGCAUUGAUGGAUGUGAUAAUGAUAAGAAGAUGGAGCAGAUAAGGAUAUCAUCGUUCAGGCGCAUAGACAUUGAGGCAGAGGGCUUUGAACAAAUAUUUGAGCGUUUGCUUCAAGGAAGAAUGCUUGUGGGUUCUUUCAAAGUUUCUUGUAAUUAUUUCGAGCUCGCUGAAGGAGAGGUGUACCACUACGAUUAUGCACGCCCAAUUGUCAGGGAUGGAGUAACCUGGUCCCAUGCGGUCAUGUUCGUUGGUUUUGGUGAUCCUGCUGGUGAUGUCCUGCUCGACAACCACUUAGCAGCGAUUGAUACUUGUGAUUUUGAACUUGAGCGGAUGAAGCACAACAGCAUUGGCCAUCUUGUCUAUCAAAACAGCUAUGGGAAGCUUUUUGGGUUCCCCCACUUCCGCUGCGGUUAUGGUAGGGUCGGUCUGCAAUCGAUCGUGUCCAUGUGGGAAGUUACUGUGUGAAAACUUGUACAGCAUAGACAUGUAGGCAUUCACUUGAGAUUUUAACUUUACUUGUACUCCGGCAUUCACUUGUACAGCAUAGUAGUAAUUGAGUAUACUAGAUUACCAGCUAGGUGUUGGUGCCAGACGUGCACAGGGGCACAGGGCUGUCUUUCUUUCUUUCCUUCUUUUGGAAGUGAGAGGUGAAAUUUUGUCUCAAUCACUGUAAAAUGUCAGUUUUGUACCACAGCAUGACAGUUCACUAUAUGCACUGAGCCACUGUUGUACCUGUUUCUACUC